CCCUUUCCAGUGCCGCCUCCCUUCCUUUGUGCUCGGCAGUCGCGGCGCCGUGGUGGCAGUCGGUGCCUUCGUUGCACGGUUGGACGGACCCCACUCUCCCGCUAUGUCCCUGGGAGCCGGCCCGGCGGCGGGUUUCUCUAGCGAGGAGCUGCUGGCCUUGCGCUUCCCGUUGCACCGCGCUUGCCGCGAUGGCGACUUGCCGGCUUUGUGCGCCCUGCUGCAGGGCACGCCCCGCGAAGACUUGGUGGCCGAGGACUCCUUCUACGGGUGGACCCCCCUUCACUGGGCCGCACAUUUCGGAAAGUUGGAGUGUUUAAUUCAGUUGGUGAGAGCAGGAGCUACUGUAAAUGGCUGCACAACACGCUUUGCCCAAACACCAGCUCAUAUUGCUGCUUUUGGAGGACAUCCUCAGUGCCUCAUCUGGUUAAUUCAAUCAGGAGCCAACAUAAACAAACAGGAUUAUGUUGGUGAAACUCCUAUACAUAAAGCCGCUCGAUCUGGCAGCAUGGACUCCAUAAGUGCCCUUGUGGCUCAUGGAGCCCAGAUAGACUUGAGAAAUGCCAGUGGCCUGACAGCGGCAGACCUUGCAUAUACCCAGGGCUUCCAGGAAUGUGCUCAGUUGCUCUUGAAUCUCCAGAACUGCCCUCUGAACCGUUUCUAUAGCAAUGGCGCCUUAAAUGGGUUCCACCAGAAUGCCAGCCCCAGUCUCCUCAAUAAAGGCUCAAGUCGAAAACGAUCUUUCGAAGACAUGGAGUGUGCUGGCAUCAAGAAAGCUAGAACUGAAGGUGAAAAUAUCAAUGGCUUAAUACCCGUGACAAACGGAGGAAAUGAAGAUGAUGCUGACAAUAUGCAUGUUGAUAGAGAGUUUUCUGUGAUACCAGAUAUGAACUGCAGUAACUCCAUAUUGAAUGCAUUGACAAAUGGAUAUUUCAUCAAUGGACGCUUGGACUUCAGCUCCCCAACUCAUCUCAAUGGAUUGAGUGCCAGGCGUGAAGAAUGCCUAAGAAUGAUAGUACCUAAUGAAGUAGUCUCUGCUAAUAAGCAUACAAUUAAUGCUGAUAAUGGCAUCGAGGAACAGGAAAAAAAUAUAAAUACAUCCGAUAUGUGUGGUUCUUUGCAUCUGAAUGGAAGCCCAAGUAGCCUUGUAACAAAUAAGCCCUUGUGGCUGGAGGACCUGGGAGAUACAUUGCACUAUGGACACUACCAUGGUUUUGGUGACACUGCCGAAACUAUUCCUGAACUUAGCAGUGUUGUUGAACAUUCCAAUUCUGUUAAAGUUGCACAGAAAUACGACAAUACUGUCUUGGGUACAAUGUAUCUCUAUCAUGGUUCCUAAGUUGUCAAAUCUAUGUUUUUGCAGAUAUCAAACAUGUUGGAAAACUGCAACUAAGGAAUAUAAUAUGGGAGGAGGGAGGUAUCAUCUGAAGGAUGCAGCAAGUAACAGGAAAAAAAACCACACGUUAAGAGAAUUUGCCACUUGACAGCCUUAUGCUUCUAGUUUGCAUGCACAGGGUUCACUAGUUAUAAUGAAUAGGUGCUUUUACAAUGGAAUGUUUGGUCUUUUUUAUGACAAGUUCUAGUUUUGUACUUUUUUAUUUCUAAGCUGUACAACUGUAUUCUAGAUAUUUCUGUUCAUUUUCAUGUGCUAAAACUAAACUUUGUGGGAAGAGGUUGUUUUUUGGAUAGUAGCAAAGUACAGAUUCUCUUAAGAUUUUCUGCGAGGCUAUGGUCAGUAAUAAGUGUGUCAGUUACGACAAUGCGCAGAGUGACUGAUAGGAAACACAUUUGACUUAUUUGCUCAUUUCUUGGAGGGGAAAAAGCAAAUUUUCUUAUAACUUGUCCACACAUUAAAUGUUUAGAAUGCAGUGACAAUUGGGCAAUUAAAGUAUUUCUCUUUAAAGUCAUAUUUAGGUGGCAGUCUGUCCUACUUAGAAAAAAAAUGCUAACGUAUUAGAAAAUUGGAAAUGGCUUUCCAGUAUUCUGCUGAAAGAAGAGCAUUGUACUUUACAGAUGUUUGUGAUAUUUUACCAUAGCUCACAGAAUGGCAUGUUAGCAUUAUGUUUUAUUGUGUUAUGUGAAUUGCAUAUACUGUUACUUGUUGCAAUGUUUGUCUGGUCAGUAUAUUUCAGCUUUACUUUUUUGUUGUAUGCAUAUAUUGUGUUUUUGUUUAAGGAAAUGUAAUGUUGUGUAUGCGGAGCCUAAAGACAGGCUGUUUUUUGUUUUGUUUUUAAGCCAAGUUCAGUGGGAAUACAUUGUAUAAAAAUUGCAUAAAUCCUUAUGAGCAGAACACAUACAUGUGCACCACAGAACCUUUCUAACAUUAUUUUUGUGCUUUUUUUGUAAAGUUGAUAAAGAAAAUGUUGAACUAAAGGCAAAACGGGUGUGUGUAACUUGUGUCCUAUGUUUUUGUUUCCAAAGGGACCUUUUCAAAUUGAAUUUAAAAAUAAACUCCACCUUGCAGUAUACCUUA
Messenger RNA from Sphaerodactylus townsendi, 2470 nucleotides. It is a transcript of the gene ANKRD10, whose product is annotated as ankyrin repeat domain 10. The transcript has 6 exons. NCBI's taxonomy places the organism in Eukaryota, Metazoa, Chordata, Lepidosauria, Squamata, Sphaerodactylidae. Bases 104 to 1336 code for a protein of 410 amino acids. Gene Ontology annotation, molecular function: protein binding. The record is from RefSeq and is a predicted model, not a curated record.